GGUGGAGCAUCAUCAUGCAGGUGAGCUUUCACAUUCUCAUAUCUCCACCUGCCUGAUGAUAACACUUCACUGGACCAGAAACAGGAGUACACACCGCCGACUAAACAAGAUUGUUCUUUAAAUUAAAUAUGAUGGAAGAGAUGGAGACGAUGGCUUACAUGGCCGAGAGGCUGAGCGGAGAGCGUGUCGCCUGGAGCGGAGGAGCUCCUUCCUCCUGCUCAGAGGUGGACCUGGAGGUCAUCGAGGAGUACCUACAGGAGCACUCACAGGAGGUCCAGCGUGUUCACACAGCUGCAUCGCCUCAGAACACCAUGGGGCAACCAACACACUCCUACCCCCACCAGGGCCUCAGGAUCAUAGAGAAUAGCUGGUCAGGUCAGCAUCCCUAUGAGUGGGACUGUGGCUCUCAUACCCCAAAUGAAGAAUAUGAAGAUCGAGUCCUGGCCCCAGUCUGGACUAGUCCCCAUGAAAACCAGUGGGUGUAUUCUUACGAGGUCCCGGCAUACAUUGACUCAGACUCACAGUCCAGUUGCUCCCAGUACCAGGACUACCAAGAUUCAUCAUCACCUUCCUCUGACAGGGGAGCAAGGAAGGACUCCAUGAAUCUUGCCCCCCUUUCAGGAAAGAGGAAGGAGCGGUUGUUCCAGUUUCUAUUCGAAAUGCUCCAGACGCCAUCAAUGCGGAGCUGCAUCUGGUGGGUCCAGUCCUCUGCCGGCACAUUUCAGUUCUCCUCCCAAAACAAGGAGCGCCUGGCUCAGCUGUGGGGACGAAGAAAGGGCAAUCGCAAGCCCAUGACCUACCAGAAGAUGGCCCGGGCGCUGAGGAACUACUCUCGCACUGGCGAGAUUCAGAAGGUGAAGAAAAAGCUCACCUACCGGUUUGAUGACAAGACGCUGAGGGGGCUACAAGGAAACUCUAAUAUGGUAUAGGAAGCAUAAAGGAGGUGUAAAAAAAGAAUAGGAAUAAAAUAAGCCAAACGGCUAUUCAGGGAACACCAUGGGUUGGGGGAUGAAUCUCCUUCCUGCUUAUUGUAUUUAUAUGGCAUGCAGAUAUGAGAUAUGAUAUAAAUAUGUGAAUACUGAGUAUUUGUUACAGUAGUGUAUGAAAAAUGUAAAUUAGAGGUUUCUCUCCAAUAAGACCACAUUCAAGGUGGUAUAAUAGUGAACUGGAAAUCUUUGUUUGGGAUGCUGGCAUUAAAAGUAUGUAAAUCUUAAAGGUUAUCACUCAUAUCUACUUUAUAAGUAGAACUUAAAUCAUUCUAAAAAAAAAUGUAAGUUGUGCUUUUCUGUUAGAUGUGAUUUUGUUUUGCAGAUUUUCAACAGAUUUUCUUUUACUUUUAUGUGUUGACAUGUCUUUUUGAAGAUAAAAAUACAUCUCUCUAA
This is a messenger RNA of Labrus bergylta (ballan wrasse), 1382 nucleotides long. RefSeq names its product transcription factor Spi-B. The record is from RefSeq and is a predicted model, not a curated record. Gene Ontology annotation, biological process: regulation of transcription by RNA polymerase II; cell differentiation. Gene Ontology annotation, cellular component: nucleus. NCBI's taxonomy places the organism in Eukaryota, Metazoa, Chordata, Actinopteri, Labriformes, Labridae. Gene Ontology annotation, molecular function: DNA-binding transcription factor activity, RNA polymerase II-specific; sequence-specific DNA binding.